This is a messenger RNA of Anarrhichthys ocellatus (wolf-eel), 1273 nucleotides long. RefSeq names its product centriolar coiled-coil protein of 110 kDa-like. Gene Ontology annotation, cellular component: centriole. The transcript is spliced from 4 exons. The record is from RefSeq and is a predicted model, not a curated record. Gene Ontology annotation, biological process: negative regulation of centriole elongation; centrosome duplication; ciliary basal body organization. NCBI's taxonomy places the organism in Eukaryota, Metazoa, Chordata, Actinopteri, Perciformes, Anarhichadidae. The annotation marks the transcript as partial.
AGAGUUGAAACUGAUGAUGAUGGUCAACCCGAGAUUGAAGGAGAAACACAAGGUUCAUGUUGUAGCCGCACAUUGUUGUUUCCCUGCGACAUUUGUGCGAGUCUAACACUCCCGUCAUCAGGAGAAAAGUCAUCACUCCCCCCCUCUUUUUUGAAGAGUGUGGAUGUGUGGGUGUCCAGAGAUGGAAGGCUAUGAGGAGUUCUGUCUGCGGAGUUUGGCCAUACUGCAGGAGGAGGGGAAAUUCAAGAAGAUGACUUGUGAGCCACUGUGGUCCCUGAAGGCUCUCUCUGUCAUCCGCUUCCAUGGAAGAGCUGUGCUUUCGCCACUGUUGAGUGCAGAGCAGCGUAGUGAGAUGCGUGACCACAGACAGAAGGCGGUCCAGCUGGAGGUGGACAGGCAGAACAGGCAGAAGAAGAACCUUAUGGCCCGGGUUCAGUGCAUACUGGACCAAGCUCAGGCACAUAACGUACCAAGUGAAGAUGUUGAAAUGCCAGUUUCUAAAUCUGCGACAGUCAGCGGCUACACCCUGGUCACUGACUCUCCUGGACUUCCCAGAGACCCUGGAUUUGGGCUUCAGACAAAUGAACAGCCAUGCUGUGAGACCCCCAUCCUCAACGGCUUCAAGGCAGUGGAGGAAGUGAUGGUGAAGAGGGAAGAGAAGAGUGAGGAGGAGGAGGAGGAGGAGGAGGAGGAAGAGGAGGAGGAGGAUAUUAGUUUGGACAGCCUUCUUAAGAGAUCAAGGGAGUAUGUGAAGAGAGAGCAGACUCAGCAGGAGUCAAACGUUGUCCACACAGUCACCAGGACUCCCCUGCCGGAGACUAUCUCUGACAAGGAGAAGAAGAGCUGCAGUCCCAUGGGGGACACAGGUUUUGAGUUUGGAUUCAGUCUGCACCAUAGCCCUAUUGGCCAAUCUCAGACCCAAAUCCAGUAUAAGACUCUGUGCGACCCUAGUCCUCAACAGUCUGGCUGCCUCUCACCUAGUCUACCCGACAGGUAUGCUCGUCUCCCCAGUCCACAGUCCAGCAUUAGCCCCCGUGCACAAAAACGCAAACCACGCCCAGUUUCUACAGGUAACAUCCAUAUUUAUUUUCCCAUCGGCCCAGCAGACCUUAUACCCCAAAGUCCAGUACGGUCAGGGGAAGUUGCUGGCAUGGCAGAUUGGGGAGAAUCUCUCUCAGGGGCCAUGAUGUCCCCCAGUCACAGGGACUCAGUGGGUAGUGAAAGUGACAGUCGUCGAUCCAGCCACUGUGGUACCAGUCCAUUGCAGGAGCCC